AUGAACCAGAUCCGGCGCUUCGAGGAUCUGUCAUAUGAUGAGUUCGCGGAAAAGUGGAGCAAUACUCCCUUCGUCCUGACCAGAGCCAUCCAGCCCUGGCCAGUGACAAAGCAGUGGACGAUUGACGAGCUCCUGCUGAAGUACCCGGAGGUGGAGUUCAGGGCAGAGGCGGUCGACUGGCCCUUCUCGACAUACUGUCAGUACAUGCGCAACAGCCAGGACGAGAGCCCCCUAUAUCUGUUCGAUCGGCGCUUUGCCGAGAAGAUGGGACUGAAGGUGGGCAAGGGGGAAGACACGGCAUACUGGAGGCCGGACUGCUUCGGGCCAGAUCUAUUCGAGCUCCUCGGCGACGAGCGCCCCGCCCACCGGUGGCUCAUCAUCGGGCCAGAACGCAGCGGAUCGACCUUCCACAAAGACCCAAACGGGACCAGCGCUUGGAACGCGGUCAUCCAGGGAGCCAAAUACUGGAUCAUGUUCCCACCGUCCGUGGACGUGCCUGGAGUCUACGUCUCCAGGGACAACAGCGAGGUGACGAGCCCGCUGAGCAUUCCCGAGUGGCUCUUGGAGUUCCAUGCCGAGGCCCGGCAGCUGCCCGAGUGUGUCGAGGGCAUCUGCCGCGCAGGGGAGAUCCUCCACGUGCCGAGCGGCUGGUGGCAUCUGGUUGUCAACCUGGAGGACGGCAUCGCGCUGACGCAGAACUUUGUCCCCAAGGCGCACCUGGGAGAGGUGCUGUCCUUCCUGCGCGAUCGCGCCGACCAGGUCACGGGGUUCAAGAGGGAGGUCAGUGAUCCGUACCGGCUCUUUGCGGAGCGCCUCGAGCGUCAGUACCCAGAUCUCUUGCAAGAGGCCCAGGAGGAACUAGAACGGAAGAAUGGGCGCAAGAAGCGGACCUGGGACCUGGCCAUAGGCCACGGCGAGGACGAAGGCGAAUCGACCUCGCGGGGAGGAGGUGGUGGUGGCUUCACCUUUGGUUUCGGUGCUGGUAGCGACGAUGAGGAUGAGAUACCCUAG
Thyridium curvatum is the source of this 1011-nucleotide messenger RNA. RefSeq lists its product as uncharacterized. NCBI's taxonomy places the organism in Eukaryota, Fungi, Ascomycota, Sordariomycetes, Thyridiales, Thyridiaceae. The coding region runs from base 1 to 1011 and encodes 336 amino acids. The record is from RefSeq and is a predicted model, not a curated record. Gene Ontology annotation, molecular function: cis-regulatory region sequence-specific DNA binding. Gene Ontology annotation, cellular component: nucleus. The transcript has a single exon.